CACUAACAAAGUAGGUGGUUGUUACUCCUGAGAGCCGUGUUCAAAUCAGGGUUAUGAGUUCUGUACCCUCCGCACUUUCAUUACUUUUGACAUCUUGUUUAUCUGUGAUAUAACCUGUUUAACCCGUCACUAAAAACCCUCGGCCAACGAUUUUCACAAGACUAUAUUUAACUUUACGUUAGUUAUAAUAUGCUGGAUCCAAUUAUAGCUAUUGAUAAUUUUAUACAUGAGCUGUCACUUUCUGUCAUGAUUGAAGAAUCAGUUGGUUACUUGAUGUCUGAUGCCGGAACGAGUCUAGCAUCCAUGGAUAUUAUCAAGUUACAGAAGAUAUGGGGCGAGGUUUUGCAGCAGAAAUCCAGGCUAAGAGCUUUGGAUUGCUUAGUUGCGAGACUAGCGAAUAUUAAGCAUGAACGGAUUGUUAUGAGAGUCCUUUGGGGUAUAGACUAUGCUGUGGAAAAAGGAUUGUUCUCUCCCAGGGAAAUCGCACAUGCACUCGUCUGCUCGGAACAUCUCCGUUUAGAGUCUCCAAUUUUGUUUAGGUGCACAUUUAAGCUUCUCUUGAAGCUCAUAUUCUUUCUGGAUUACAAGAGUAAUCGAGAAGUUUUCAACAAGAGCAUUGAAAAGUCUUCACAAUUUACAGAGCAAAUGUUUUGCGACCGGGACUUAUUCAAUACAAUUGAUCCUUCUCUUGAGUUGAUACAGCUGCUUUUGUGUCGAGAAAUGUGUUUGAUGCCAGCAUAUUUUGCUAUGCAUGAGCUAAUUCGGAACUUUUCCAGUGAAUUCAGUGACAGUCCCCAGUAUGUUCAGGCGGAGUUCAAUGAAUUCAUGGACAGUUUCAAAAGACCUGCACGCUUGCUGUAUUCAAGGGUUUACAAUGCCAUGACUCCUUUCUGCGGCAUUACAUCUCUAAGUGCUCCAAGUUACAAACUAGACUCGUCUAAUCUCGUUCUCACAUCCAUUAAGGGAGCCAUGCGCUAUCCAGACUUCCUUACCAGCUCCCAACUACCCCUUCUGUGCACAGUUUUGGGUCAAUUACGUAGUUUCGAGCUCGUAACCGGUAUGCUUGACUCAGCAAGUGGAAAAGUUAAAACUCGUUCUAUGGGUUUGGAACUUGCUUUAGUCGAACUAAUUGUCCAGGUUAUGGAGCUUUUGGAAAGCACAAAUGAUGAGAAAUGGAAUCGUACAAUGUUUGAACAUUUGAUUAGUGUAAUGAUUACCUUCAUGCUUAAUAGUACUGUCCGAUUUAACGAAAUUGUCGUUAAGCUCAAUACAAAGUUGGAGGGUCGGACGUGGACGAAAUCAAGCCAUUACGUAAUGUGGUUUGUGCUGAAUGCCACUUCUGGAUUCAUUGGAAAAAAUAUGUUAACAGAUUUUGUCCCCUGCCUUCGACUUUUCGAUAUUUUGUUCCCGGAAGCUGAAGAUCCUGACCGCGCCAUUGACCUUCCUUUACCUUACUGCAGUAGAAAAGAUUCUCUCAAUCAUCCAAAGGAUGUGGAGAAUAUUUCCUUACAAAAGGAUGAGUUUGUGUGUAUUAAUCCACCUCCUAAAGAUGUUAAAGAAGAUUGCACUGAAACAUGUUCAUCUCAAUUCUCUGUUCCAGAGAAAAUGGAGAUAGAUAGUUCAGAGGAUGCAAAUCAUGAAUUGGUUACCAGUAAGGGUAAUGGAAGUGAAAAUGAAGAACAAACUUCCACUUCUGCAGAGGACUCAAAUGACGAAUGCAGCCAGAAUGAAACUGAAACCUUACUCCCACCACAUUUUCGGUGCUCCACUGCUUGUUACAAGCGUCAAAGCCGACUUUUGCACUUGGUUACUGCUCCUGUAUGCCUUUGGCAACAUGUUUUACGUAAAAGUCGAUUGGGUCAAGAUCAUUUACCACGUGUUAUGCCACCAGCACUUCGACCAAUUGAAGCGCAUAUAUCACGCCGUAUGCAAGCACUAGUGCAAUCUGUUAGUUCAACUCCAAUGUCUAGUACUUCUAUUAAUUUAGUAUCGAAGUUAACAUGGAAUCAGCUUUUUGUUGUAUUGAAUGCUUUUAGCACAGAUAAUGAAGUUAGCCAACUGAUACAAAGGUUAGUGGACAUAUUUUGGACGAACGAAUCUGAAAAUGAUACACAGAAACCGGAACAUGGAUGUCUAUGGUCAAGGUUGAUCAAAAAUGGGAGAGUGGAUUUACCGUAUAACUUAUCAGCGUAUGGACGUUUACAUCCUCUGUCUCAUCAUUUAAUGCGCACAAUGUCUGUUCACCUGCGCAUGCUUGUCUUACACUUUUUUCUACAAAAGUUUGCGGUUCUUCCCAGUUCCACUAUGUUAUCUACACCAGCAGUCAUAGAAACAUUCUGCCGAAUUCUGGCUUGUCGUGAAGUGGAAUCAAACAGUGUGAACAGAAUUCUCUGUUUGUUAACCAAGCUGCAACCAUUAUGGUCUUAUAAUGCUACGAAUAUGGAUUCCAAAAGCUCAUUUACAUCCAAUGCCACAAACGAAAAGGACUCAAACUACUUUGUUUGCUCACUGGUUUAUACUCUGAUCGAUACAAUGGGCUUUCGUUUAGCAGACAUCUUAACACCAGAAGUUCGUAUUCAUGCUCUUACAUCAUUAGUCAGUCUAUCUAAAAUGUGGACAAGCUGGAAUGCCUCAUCGUUUCUUGACAAUAAGGAAUCCAAAAAUAUUCGUGACGGAACGAAUGGUGAAAUCCCUCUUGAAUUACCUUAUCUGCUUGACUGGAGUAUUUUAAAAUUUGCACGCAGUAUACAAGCACCAGAUUGUGUCAUCUAUGGUUUCUGUUCAGCUCUUACCUCUCCAACACUUUCACAAACGCAACCAGGAUGUAACACUUUGCAUUCAGUCAGUAAUCCAGUUUGUAUUUCGCAGCAACAACCAUUGAAUGUAACAUUACAACCAGGGACUUCUUUACUAACUAACACAAGUGGUAGUGGUGGUGCCAGUGUUUCUAUUCCAUUAGGUAGAACUUUAUUACCAUUAAAUUCGAGCAUGAAUUCUAUUUCAUCUGCCAGUAUUGUACAACCAACAAACGAUACGAUGAUUUCUUCAAACUCAGGUGUAAAUUCACUGGCUAGUGGCUCAGGAAAUUCUGCUUUUCCGAAUUCAAUACCUGGAUAUCCGUUUUUAAUGUAUGACAAUGUUGAAGUAGAUCGUUUUAUACUAUUUUCUCUACUACAAAUGUAUCACACUUUCGAUUUAGAAGAAGUCAGUGGAAUUCGUCCGAACCUAGUUGAACAAGUCCGUUCAAUGUGCGAACAGUGCGGAGCAAGUAGUCUAGUUGAUUUGCCACAAAUAAUUACAAGUCGUUUGCCUGACUUUCUAAUUCUUGUUAUACGUCAGCUAACCAAUCCAACGGGUGGCGAAUUUAGUAAUAGCACUCAUCCGCUAUCAGAUUCCGCCAAUACUGAAUCUAUGGAAUCAAGUCUACCGUAUACAGAUAAGUCUACCAGUUUGUCUAAGCUUUGCUCAAUGCUACAAGAGGAGUAUAUGUAUUUUUGCAAUAAUAACAUGGACUGGAGUAAUGCAAUUAACCGUGGUAAUAUAUUCCUAUGUUUGCUGUUUCGAUACUUUAUGGAGCAUCAGAGUGUACCGGGCAAAGCUGCCAGUCUCAUCAAUCGUCUGUCUACAAAAUUUUUAAGUCGGCAGCUACGAAUGCUUUGCGAUUAUGUCGUAGCUUGUUUGACAUUUACUGCACAAGUUAAUUUCACUAGUGAAAAGUGUCUUUCUACAUUAUCUGACUUUUGUAUACGUUGGCAUGUUGUUCCCUUGGAUCGUUUCCUUUUAUUUUUGCUGAUGCACACAAGGUAUCAAUAUUCACAACUUGAUGCUGUAAAUCGUAUCGUUAUUUAUCUGUUUACACAAUCUGAACAACUCAUUACUGGGAUAAAUUAUUUGAGUACAAAAUUUGAACCUUCGCCUUCUAAUGACUCUAUGGUUCAGCGGAAGUCACCUCAUCCUGAUCCAUUGUCUAGUCGGGACUGGUUCUCAUGUGUUCUGACUCUGCAUGAAAUUAUUCCUGAUCAGUGGAUUACCCAUCCCAAACUCUGCACAGUACUCUCAGGUGAUAAUGAUUAUAGAGAUUCAGUGGAGGAUAUGGACAGACCACCUCACUUACCAGUAUUCUAUGGUCAUUUAUUACUGCGUUUGUUACCAUUGUUGGAGGUUAUACUAAUACAGUUUCUUACAUGUCAAGUGCCGCUUGUAUUAUUAAUUCCGUUCUGUCGAGUUAUCGCACCCCUGUUUCGCUAUCACAGACGUCCAAUUAAUGUCUGCUUUACAAUGUUACACGAUCACAUCGAAUUCAAUAGAAAAAGCCUCAUUAGCAAAUUACCGAGUGAAAUGUACACAUCACUGCAUCAGGUACAGUCGAAUGGAGAUUAUACAGGUCCUUCAGUCGCCAAAUAUUCACGGGAAUCAGAUGGUGAAAACAUCCCUUGGAUUAUAGAUCACUUAUCGUGCCAACUAGUUGUUCAUUGCGUUAUCAGGAAACAUCAGCAGUUGGCAGUGAAGUCAGCUUCAAUUCGCGCUUCUAAACGCUUUAGUCAAAAGUGUAUUCCUACACAUGGUUUAUUCAGCUGUCAAGGAUGGCAUCAAUUAGAGUCCUGUGUAAAGCAAUCUGAGAUAUUCUAUGAUUUAAUAUGCAAUAAUAUAGAUACUGCUGGAGAUGACUGUGAUAAUAAAACGAUUGAUGUCGAAAAAUUAGAUAUAAACAUUAUACUGAACUCAAAAUCAUAUGAAGUGCAGUUGAGAAACACGUAUGCCAAUUGGUAUAGUUUUAAUAAGCCGCAGUUGAAUAAUUCAGACUAUCUGUUCGAAUUAAUUGACCCAAUAUGUAAAAGCAAUCAAAAACACGGAAUAUCCGGCCAUCCGGCAGCCUGGAGAACCUGGAACUAUGAAGAGAGUGUUUGUGUGCAAACUGCAGGUUUAUAUGCCGCUUCAGUUGAAAUAAUGUGCAAUUUUACCGUACCAGAUGAACUAACAACAGCUGUAUCCAACCUUUUAACCUCAUGUGUAAAUCAUCCUGACUUUAAUCAUUUGUUAAACAUUAUCGGUGCAUUGGCAAUCAUUUUACCUAAUGUCUAUUGUCUUCACCUGAUGAAGUUUUGCGUGACUUUAUUUAACGAUCCAGUUCUCUGUGAUGCUACAUCUGAAUCGAAUUUAACGGAUGUUGACAACUUGUUUUCUGGUGGUACUGGUCAAAAAUCAUAUGGUUAUGGUUAUGAGAAUACAAAAUGGCGUCGUUCUUCCAGAGUUCUGCGUCACAGAAAACUGCUUGAUAAUAAUUUCACUACUGUCGAGGAUUCCACUUUGCCAGCAUGUGACAUUUCAUCAUCUAAAAGUGAGACAGCUUCUUUACUAAGUCCACCGAAAGUAGCUGUGGAUUUCUUUGAAAUAUGCCUUCCAUUAGAUCAGAAUACGAAUCCUAGUUAUGCUAGUGGAAUGAAUAAUGCUGAUAGUGACAGAAUCGAAACGUCACACAGAAUUACAGAAAAAAACCCAACUUUCACAGAGAAUGUCGAUUAUACCAAUUCAUCUUCAGAUGUAAAAGACUAUUUAGUCAAAGCAAAUCUAUGGCAUUCAAUUUGGGCACAUGCAAAUACAACUCAUUUGGCUUUGUUACCUGGUGUCCGGAAAGAAGGAUAAAAAUUCUCAUGUCAUACUUUCUUGUAAGCGGAACAAAAUGGAUGUGUUGUCCGUAGUGUAACUUAACUAUAUUGCAAAACCUAAAAAAUAAUCGAUUUCUCUCUUAAUUCUCCUAGCGUUUUCUCUGAUCUUAUUUUACCGGAGUUAAACAACGAAGCUCAGUUACUCAUGGCAUUUUACUUGGUUGCACCAUUAAUGGGAUCAUUGCACGCAGAACGUCCCGCAAAAUUAGUCGAUUUAACGGCUGAAUUGUACAGAGCUGUAUGGAAGGUUGAUAAUAUUUUAGCUAAAACAGCUAAUCAAAAGUCAGAAGACUCGGAAUUACCACCUGAUGUUGGUGAUAUAAAGGAAUUGGAUGAACAUAUACCAUCAGAGACUGGUAUACCUUUAGUGCAUGUGGAUACAAUAGCUGACCUGUUAUACCACAUAAAAUAUAUGUAUGUUGGUAAUGGUGUACUUGACCAAGUCCGUCCAUUACUUCCACAACUUCGUCCUAGUUUGCGCAAACGAUUAAAAUUCAUUUUACCUCAAGACUCAUCAGUAACCCAGCAGCAGCAUGAUUCUUACCCAGUAUUCGAAGGUCGUGUAUAUCGUGCAUCCAGUCGGCCACCAAAAUAUACUGAGGACUUUUGAAUAUGUAUUAUUGUCUUUAUUUGUCUUAAUUUCUUUUUACCUUAAUAUCAGUGAUUUUAUCUUUUGAUUUUUGUACGCAUACAAAUGUAUUUCUUUUUUUUCACUUUGUAAAGC
Trichobilharzia szidati is the source of this 6390-nucleotide messenger RNA. Lineage: Eukaryota; Metazoa; Platyhelminthes; Trematoda; Strigeidida; Schistosomatidae. The record is from the annotation of a GenBank genome assembly.